Neoarius graeffei (lesser salmon catfish) is the source of this 2011-nucleotide messenger RNA. It is a transcript of the gene hhatlb, whose product is annotated as hedgehog acyltransferase like, b. The record is from RefSeq and is a predicted model, not a curated record. NCBI's taxonomy places the organism in Eukaryota, Metazoa, Chordata, Actinopteri, Siluriformes, Ariidae. Gene Ontology annotation, cellular component: endoplasmic reticulum. The transcript is spliced from 12 exons. Gene Ontology annotation, biological process: negative regulation of N-terminal protein palmitoylation. Gene Ontology annotation, molecular function: acyltransferase activity. Bases 108 to 1691 code for a protein of 527 amino acids.
GGGAUUGUCAAGUUUUUUGUUUGUUUGUUUUUUUUUUUAAAUUGACUUUAAACACCCAACUUGAUAAAGGUUGCUUAAGGUGCCUGGAGUGACUUUUUUGCUUUCACAUGAUGGGGAUCAAAGCAGCUCUUCCCAAGUAUGAGCUCUAUUUUUAUUAUGUGGUGCUGUCCAUGGCAAUGCUCUGGGCUGCCAGUUGGAUUUUUGAGGUGUCCAGCUUGAAUGCAAACCGCAAGUCCUUCAGAUCCAGCAUCCAGCCCGGAUGGUACUACUUUGGCAGAAAAAUGGACACAGCUGAUUCGGAGUGGAUGAUGUGGUUCUCGACGUUCCGCGAGCACAUCAUCUUCGCUCUGUCUGGCCAUGUCUUAUUUGCCAAGAUCUGUUCCAUGCUGGCUCCUCAGUACCGGUCUCUGGUCUACAUGGUGUACGGUGUCCUCGCCAUUCUCACCAGUAUGGGUUGGACCUACGUCAUGCUUAUUUUCUCACACUGCUUGCUACUCUACAGCAUCUCACUUGUCAAACUCCGGUGGCUCUGUUUCACCGCUGGACUCUUUACACUCGCUACUUUUAAGAUGGAGCCAUUUGUUUCAUGGCAGGCUGGGUUCGUGAGCGGAGACUUUGCUCUGCGCCCAGUGCUCUUUUAUGGUGGUUGUGGCUUCACCAUAAUGCGCUGCAUGAGCUUUGCUCUGGAGAACUGCGAGAGGAAAGCUGGUCACUACAGCAUCCUGGAGCUGCUCAAGUACAACUUCUACCUCCCCUUCUUCUACUUCGGACCCAUCAUGACCUUUGAUAAAUUCUAUAUCCAGGUUAAUAAUCCAGACUUGAGCCGUAAAGAAAGGGAAAUGUGGAACAUUUCCAUCCAGGCCUUAUUACAUUUGGGAGUUAUUGUCAUGGUGGCCAUCAUCUUCCACUUCAUGUAUAUUCUGACCCUUCCAAGUGACAUGAAGCUGCUGAAACACCUGUCAGACUGGACUAUUGUGGGUUUGGCAUACAUGAAUCUGGUGUACGAAUGGGUGAAAGCCGCCGUGAUGUUCGGUGUUAUAAACGCAGUGUCUCAACUGGACCACUUGGACCCUCCCAAACCUCCCAAAUGCAUCACUAUGCUCUACGUCUUCUCUGAAACGCACUUUGAUCGAGGAAUCAAUGACUGGCUCUGCAAGUAUGUGUAUAAUUACCUCGGGGGUAAACAUGAUAACGUGCUGGACGAGUUGAUUGCCUCACUCUGCACAUACGGCAUCAUGGUGCUGUGGCUUGGGCCGGGCUGGGUCGUCCUCAUCUGGGCUCUCUUCAACUGCUUUGGCCUCAACUUUGAGCUGUGGACAGCCAAGUUCUUCUCCACAGAGCCCUUCUUUACGAUUGAGACUGCAAUGUCUGAAUCCAUGUCUCGCAGAAUUAGAGCAGUGUUCAAUACCUUCAACUUCUGGAGUAUUGUCCUGUAUAACAUCCUGUUCCUCAACAGUCUUGACUUUGCAACGCUCGUUGCCAAGAGGUUACUGCUGAAAGGUUUCCCCUUAACCACAAUCACUGUGAUGUUUGUGACCUAUUGCUUAGUGCAGACAAUAAAAGAGAGAGAAAGGAAGCAGGCUUUGAUUGAGGAUCCUGUACCUCCACCUGCCCCCCCUCCAUCCACCAUCAAGCCCCAAACCGAUGCCUCAGCCACUGCUACAGACCCCAACAAGGAAAAGUCAGAGUAGGAAGAUGUUACUCUGGUAGACUAUUUCUAUGGGUUUGAGUUGCAUACUGGGGGAAUCCAAACCUGAGACACACACAAUUACAUAAUUUGGAAAGUAUAAGAAUUGGUAGUUUUUGUUUUUUUACACAGGGGAGAAACACUAACAUUUUUAUAAUAAGCCUUAAAAGAGAAAAUAAACAAAUUGACAGUUAGCAUGCGUAAUUAGCAAUUUAUCACUGGAGAUUUUGCAUGAUGGCACGGUUUACUGCAAAUAUGAAAACUGAACUCUUAACUGUACAUAAACCACCUUGGUCUAGGAAAUAAAGAGACUAGAAAAAUGUG